AUGAUGCUUUACCCGUCCGGUGUUUUCGGUGAAGUGCUAUGCAUGAUAAGCGCUCUGGGCUACUUGUCCAAGGGCGCAUACUCGAUUCAGCUACCUAAUACGUACAACGUCUCCAUCUCGCUCUACAUGAUAGUCAUUCUCGUGCUGCUUGUGUACGUCCCAGGACUUCCUGUCAUGUACAAGCACAUGCUCACGCAGCGCAAUCGUGCUUACUCGAAGCCUAAAAUAGCGUAG
Messenger RNA from Plasmopara halstedii, 234 nucleotides. Its product is annotated as Protein tyrosine phosphatase-like protein PTPLA (contains Pro instead of catalytic Arg). Gene Ontology annotation, cellular component: endoplasmic reticulum membrane. NCBI's taxonomy places the organism in Eukaryota, Oomycota, Peronosporomycetes, Peronosporales, Peronosporaceae. Bases 1 to 234 code for a protein of 77 amino acids. Gene Ontology annotation, molecular function: 3-hydroxyacyl-CoA dehydratase activity. The transcript is spliced from 2 exons. The record is from RefSeq and is a predicted model, not a curated record. Gene Ontology annotation, biological process: sphingolipid biosynthetic process; fatty acid elongation; very long-chain fatty acid biosynthetic process.